UAUUUCCGAUAACGUUUUCUUCAUAAACACCUGUGACUGUGAGUCUACCAGUUCUUAUCUAGCUGUCUGAUGUUAAGAUGACCCUUAUUUCAUGGAAAUUUAUCUUGAACGUGUAAUGAGUAGAAUUUUUAUCAUAUACUUAAAAAUUUUGGAAAAACAAAAAGAAAGACAUAAACAUGUCACUUCUUAAAUCUUUGUUUACAUUUUCCAUUGUUGUGGGCGGGGUCGCUGUGCUGUUAUCCCUGGGUAUUUUUAAACAACAGAGAGAACAGCUCUUUUCAUACAUUCCACAAAGUCUUAGAGACCGCUUAUUUGGUGGCCAGAGGCCAGUCCAAUCCAAUGACAAACUUUUCACAGUUGUUGAGUUGGAGAAAUAUCGGGGUGUUGACGGAAGCGAUAUUUACCUGGCCGUCCUGGGACAAGUUUUUGACGUCACUAAGGGCAGGAAACACUAUGGACCAGGGGGAACCUAUCACUUCUUCACAGGUAAUGCAGGCACAAGGGCCUUUGUAUCAGGUGAUUUCACAAAGGAAGGAUUAAAAGAGGACCUCACUGGACUGUCUCUCCAGGAUAUACAGGGUAUAGCAGGCUGGGUCGACUUCUACAAACAACAGUAUACAUAUAUAGGAAAACUAAUUGGACAUUUUUAUGAUGAACUCGGUAAUCCUACCGAGGCCCUGGAGGAAUUCAAGAGAAGAUACGUGGAGGCCCAGCAGAAACAGAAGGAAGACAACGAGGACUUACGGAGAUUCCCGCCAUGUAACUCCGAGACCAAAGUCGGCAUUAGCAGGCGGCUGUGGUGCUCAGAGAACAGUGGUGGCAUAAAAAGAGACUGGAUUGGAGUUCCCAGACAGUAUUUCCAACCAGGCCAUUCACAAGCACGAUGCGCAUGCGUCAGAGAUAGUGGUCCGCCGUCUUUAGGGAGUGGUUCUUCCAACAAUGGUGACUUAGAUAACCCAAAUAUGAAAAUAUAUGACGGAUGCGAGCCAACAGCAACGUCAUGUAACUUUAAAGAUUAAAAAAUAUUAAAACUUA
Molecule: messenger RNA, 1035 nt
Organism: Saccostrea cuccullata (small rock oyster)
Lineage: Eukaryota; Metazoa; Mollusca; Bivalvia; Ostreida; Ostreidae
Product: neuferricin-like
Cellular component (GO): endomembrane system; membrane
Source: RefSeq, a predicted model, not a curated record